GUGUGUGUGUGUGCACGUGUGUGCACGCGCAGUGUAGGCCUACAGUGUAAGUGUGUCUUAGCCGAUAAUUGCACAGAUAUUCCACUUGGUUGGAUAUGCCAUCUAUCACAUACAUUCCUUCCCAAAUAUUGCCUUCUGUUGAGAAUGUGUAUGUAAAACAGUGGUAUUCAAACUUUCUCCCCAUCCCCACCCAAAAUCUAAUGACACAGCCUUAAAAUGUGUCAAUUUCAACAUCAACAAAUAACAUUCAAUUAUUACAUUUUCUAAAUAAAAAUAAACCAAUAAAUACAUUUACUCAAUAACGUUAGAUUUUUUUUAAUGAUAUUUCUCAAAAACGCUUGUGUGUUGUCCCAAACAAUAGUCUGUACUCUUAUUUUGUGUUUUUUUUAUUUUUUAUUUUAGUUACUUGAAGACCUUAAUGCGGUUCCCCCACCCCGACUUUGAAUACCACUGAUGUAAAAUAAUAAGUCCCCUAAAAUGCCAUUCACAUGUUUUUGUAUGUCAGUUUCAUUCAUUGUAAUGUAAGUGCGAAUUCAUGAAAGAAGAAUUAAGAGCUCAAUGAUCAAGUCUUGACACGGUUUUGGUGUAUAAUGUGUUUUUUUAGGCUAGUGUUUCUAAAAGUUAUUCUGUGGGAAAUUCCUUGAUACCGCGAGACCAUUAUGUCAUAUUAAAGUACUCUGCUCUCUAAAAAAACGAAAUGCUUAAUCUGAAACAAUGUCCUCUAGGUAAAGCCAAUCCGUUCGUAUAGAAAUCUGUGGUUGGUUGCUCUACACGCCGACGUCAUUUCCAGUAGCGCGCUGUUAUGCGGCGUUGACAACAACUGGGAACGGGGGAAAAUACUAGGUCAAAUCACGACGUCAGUGAUCUUCAGGUGGGAAAGACGGAUCUCUCGAAAGAGGCCGGAGUUCCCGAGUUGGAUGACCGUUCAAAACGAUUUUUCCCAGUCGGAGCUAGUUUUUUUUUCGAUUUCCCAUUUCGUUUGAACGCUCAGAAGUCGGAGAUGUCCGAGUUCCCAUUUGUUUUGAACGCGGCAAAAAAAACUUUGGCAUUACUACAAGCUGGCAGCAGUUGCGGAAAGCAUCUUCAAUUGUGGCGGAGGACUGACUCGUCUUGUUUUUAACUUUCUGUUGCCAACCAGGCAGAAAAUGUGAACAUCUAAUAUCGCUAGAAGAGGAUGGACGUGAAAGCUGCUGCACAGUGGAGUCAAGGUGGAGGAUGGAAGAGUCAUGACCACUGAGUGUUGUGGCAAUGGUGUCAUGACUCCAGUGAUAUGGCUGGUUGCCUGGUUACUACAGGCACAUUCAGCUAUGUGUGAUCUGCCUGCUCCAGUGAAUGUGACACUCUCCUCCAGCCAUUUUGUCCACCUUCUGAAAUGGGAUCCAGGCCCGGAGUCCCCCGGGGGUGUGUACUACCUGGUCAAGGUUUGCUCUGACGGAAUGGUUGGAGAGCCUUGGGAGGUGGUGGCUGGUUGUGAGCAUGUGGAGUUCCCUCUGGAGUGUAACCUAACUAAAGCAUUCUCUAGCCGCAAUCACAUCUACUACAACCAGGUGUUCACUGUGUUGGGGAACCAAGUCUCACUCCCGGCCUACCAAAACGGCUUUAAACCCAUCACCGACACCCACCUGGAUCCACCCGUGGUGAGUGUGAGGGCCUGUGACAGCACUCUGUGUGUGGGCCUGAGGCCUCCUGUGGACGGCCUGCGGGAUCUCUACGACAGAUUCCACUACAAAUUCAACAUCAGUAGCAGCACCAGGCUUGGAGCUACGUUCUCUGUGCAGACGGAGUCUCUGAAAGGAGUGAUUCUAAAGGACCUGGCUCCAGGCAGAGAGUACUGUGUCUCCGUCAGCAUCUUAGACAACCAGGAGAUUCGCACAAAGAGCUCUUCCUACAGCCAACCACACUGUGCUUUCACUGCUGCCAAGGAGACCGCAGACACAGAGAUCUCAGUGGUUUUGUGUUUGCUUGUGUUGUUUGGGCUGUGUGCUGCCCUACUGGUCCACACUGGAUUCAUCUGUCUGAGACAACCCCUUCCAGAAGUACUGAGCUCAAUACAACACAAGGAGGAGAACUUACAUCCAGUGCCAUAUGAUGAGGAACGAUGUCUCUCAGGGCAUGUAGUGCCACCAUCGCCCCCUUCAGGAAGCACUGGGAAGGACGGAGCGAGUGAUGAAGAAGGUGAGGGCGAGACGGAGGGGGAGAGAAGCAGUGGGGGAGGACAAGGAUACAAGACACGAGGGAUCACUGCCGAUCUGACCUCUCGUAACCCCCUCUCCUCCUCCUCCUCCUCCUCUUCCUCUAGAACAGAGGUGUUCCUACACCCCUAUCCAAAAGCACACUUCUCGGCAUAUCCCACUGCCACAUCCACAGACACUCAGACCACUGCUGAGACAGAGUCCAACCGUCCUCACGUUCCUGUCUUCAUAACCAGCGACCAACAGCCUACAUCUCUGCACAGGCCUGACCGCCUCUCAAUGUCCCUAUCAAACAACCAUCCACUGUCUAAACCCUCACAAACCAGUCAGCUUCCAGAGUCAGCUUGGUGUGCCUCACGGGGACAGGUCUUGAGCUUCAGUCUCUCCUCAGAGAGAGACACAGGGAAUGUAGAGGGAUUACAUCCAGGGGAGGAGGAGGAGGAGGAGGGGAGCUGCCUGGAUGUUAACCUGCUGUCUGUAACCCUAAGUAGGCAUGAGGAGAUGAUGGAACCAGAACAUCUCUCUGUGGGGGAGCCCCCCGAGCCCACCACUCCCUUCCUGCCCUCUGACACCAAGUGUUGGGCCCCAGAGCCUGUCACAACACAGACACACACUGCUACCUCUGAGGUUGAGGAAGAGGAGGAAGAGGAAGAGGAGGAGGAUUCUGGUUACAUGAGGCGAUGAGAGAAGUCAUUUGUUACACAAUUAACCAACUAUCCAACUAUCCGUUCCAUUUUUGAGAGUUUUUUAAAUGUAUUAAUGAAAGCCAUAUGGUGCUGACUAGUGGGCAUUCACUGUACUCUUCUGGCCUAAAUAUCACAUAGUCUUCCCAAGGUAGACUGAAGUGGCUUCCUCUCCUUGUCCCUAUUCCUUUAUCUGCACUAAAGUAAAAAAAAAUAACUGUUUAUCUCUCCACCAUAUUCCUUUUCCUGUAUUUUCAAACCAGUUCAAAUUUAAAAGAGCCAAUGGAUUUGCUGGCUACCCAAACUCCUUGUUCCGGCCAUACGCUAUGCCACACCCCCGGACGUUAGUUUCUUCUCCGCAACGAGUCUGGAUCUGAGUACCUCCCCGACGAUUUCUAGAAUGCAAAACACAUUCUAACCUUUCUGAUUGGUCCCAGAAACCGAUGGGUUGGGCCAGUCAGAACACACGUGGGUAAAGCGGUAUUUAGAAAAAUGUGUAAUUGGCUUGAUGCUCUGAUUGGUUAGAGAUUAUCCAAUCGCUGAUGACUUUGUUUUGUACAACACCCCCCAUUUUGAUGUCACCACAAAUGACUUCAGUCUCAGACUGAAGUAUGUAGCGAACGAUAGAACAGCGGAAGAAUUCAGUUUCAGUCGUCAGGCAACCAAUAGUACUGAUAUGGACUAUACUAAAUGAUUACAUAAAGUAUUCAGACAAAUAUAAUUAUGUUUUUUACAUCAUGAAAUUGUUAAAGUAGAUAUGACCUCUAUCUAGUUCUCAAGAGGUUGUGCUAAGUUGCUAACUUGAAUGCGAGGGCCAUUAUCAAAAGUUACAUUAGGUUUACAAGUACUUUGGGGUUAUAUAUUAUCGAUGUUCACAGACAGCAAUAGAACUGCUGGCUAAUAUUAAUGAGCAAAUGUCGAUGGGCGUCAUUGAUCAAGCUAUACAAUACAGUAUUCUGUACUUAUUCACAAGUUUAAAGGUCAACAUACUUUUUAGUGUUUAUGCGAUCGUCGUAGUAACCUUCUUUACUUGCUUUUUGCUAUACUGUAGAAAACAUUUAAUCAAACUUACAUAUUCAGGAAAAAGUAGUCAUUUUGAAGAGUGUUUUAUACAUGUUUGGUAAUCAAUGCAAAAAUAGAUUCUGUUUAUUGGUAAAAUAAAUGUAAUAUUUGUUAACGCCAAGGGUACAAUGAAUAAUACAAACAUUUUGUAAUGAAUCUUGUAAUUUUUUUAAUGUAAUAAAAUAUUUUUCUAUACAAUCUUAAAAUGUGUUGUAUCGUUUGUUAUGAACACAGUUCAGAAACUAUUCAGUACAACAUUAGAAGCUUCAUGUUCAUGACAGAUAUGUAUACUGUAUCCUUCAGACCACAGAAACACAACUAAUACAGCAUACACUUCAAACAUUCACAAAUAUUAUAUCAAAAUGGACAUCAAAGAAAUACACUGAGUGAACAAAACAUUAAGAACACCGUCCUAAUAUUGACUUGC
Messenger RNA from Coregonus clupeaformis (lake whitefish), 4364 nucleotides. RefSeq lists its product as uncharacterized. The record is from RefSeq and is a predicted model, not a curated record. The transcript has 8 exons. Bases 1227 to 2876 code for a protein of 549 amino acids. Gene Ontology annotation, molecular function: protein binding. NCBI's taxonomy places the organism in Eukaryota, Metazoa, Chordata, Actinopteri, Salmoniformes, Salmonidae.